Molecule: messenger RNA, 1772 nt
Organism: Impatiens glandulifera
Lineage: Eukaryota; Viridiplantae; Streptophyta; Magnoliopsida; Ericales; Balsaminaceae
Product: F-box/kelch-repeat protein At1g74510-like
Exons: 2
Coding region: 350-1600 (416 amino acids)
Cellular component (GO): nucleus
Molecular function (GO): protein binding
Source: RefSeq, a predicted model, not a curated record
AUCCUUUCUUCCUCCAAAAAUCUCUCAUUUUCUCUCUCUACAAUAAUAACAGACUGAUGAAUUCCUUAAUAUCCUCUCCAAUUUACACUCAGAUUCUCCAAAUCAUUCAUCAUUUUACUUCCAUUUCCGCCAUAGAUUGAUCAAUAAUAUUCAAUACAGAGGUAGAGAAAGAGAGAGAAGACCUGAGAAGUGCGAGAUUCGUGGAAAUGGCCUGAGUGAUGUAGAUGUACAGUUCGGCAAACAGAUCAGAUGAUGAACAUCGUAUAAUUUCAAUUCAUCACUCUCCUUCCUUGUCCUGUUUAGAAAUCGCUUAGGAGACGAAUCCUUUGCUUUUGUUAUCUUUUCCAUCAUGUUGGAAGGACCGUCGUAUCUAGUUUCCAUGGAUUUACCUAGUUCAUGUGAGCUUGAGAGGAAAUGGAUUUACAAUACUUCAUGUGUAAUCGAGCUUUGUAAUGGAAAGAGGACGAAGAUUGAUCAAUCUGUUCAGAGACAGAAAACGAAUCAAUCGGCUGAUCAUCAUCGUCAUCAGUCGAAUUCAGGAACACUAAUCAAUCAAAUUGGCCGUGACAUGUCGAUUAACUGUCUCCUUCAAUGCUCGAGAUCGGAUUACUCGUCAAUUGCAUCUUUAAACAGAGACUUUCGUGCACUAAUUCGUAGUGGAGAAUUAUACAGGCUGAGACGAAAACUAGGUAUUGUUGAACAUUGGGUUUAUUUCUCGUGUAACUUGCUGGAAUGGGAAGCUUUUGAUCCUAUAAGCCGUAGAUGGAUGCAUUUACCACGAAUGACGUCGAAUGAAUGUUUUAUGUGUUCUGAUAAGGAAUCAUUGGCGGUUGGAAAUGAACUUCUUGUGUUUGGAAAAGAGAUUAUGUCGCAUGUUGUUUAUAAAUACAGCAUAUUGACAAACAGUUGGUCAUCCGGUGCUGAAAUGAACGAGCCAAGAUGCUUAUUUGGAUCAGCUAGUUUGGGGGAAAUCGCGAUAGUAGCAGGGGGGUGUGAUUCGGAAGGAAACAUAUUGAGGUCGGCCGAGCUUUAUGAUUCGGAAACAGGAACAUGGGUUCGCCUGCCCAACAUGUCAAACCCUAGAAAAAUGUGUUCUGGAGUGUUUAUGGAUGGUAAAUUCUAUGUAAUAGGUGGGAUUGGAAUUGGUCAAGGGAAUUCGAAUUUGCUUUGUGCAGAAGUUUAUGAUUUGGAGACUAUGACUUGGCAUGAAAUUCCGAACAUGUUUCCUAACUUUAAUCUAGAAGCUGGGGCGGUUGAGAUGCCGGCUACUGCGAAAGCGCCUCCUUUAGUGGCGGUUGUUAGAAAUGAACUUUACGCGGCUUGUUAUGCAGAGAAGGAAGUUAAGAAGUACGAUAAGGAGAAGAAUUCGUGGGGGAAAGUUGGUAGUUUGCCGGAGAGGGCGGUUUCGAUGAACGGUUGGGGACUUGCGUUUAGGGCUUGCGGAGAUAGGCUUAUUGUUAUCGGUGGACCGAGAUCUUUAGGUAAAGGUACUAUAGAGUUGAAUGGUUGGGCACCAAAUGAUGGAGAAAGUGAAUGGGAGAUCUUAGCUAGAAAGCCUUUGGGAAGUUUUGUCUAUAACUGUACUGUAAUGGGUUGCUGACUCGAUUUUCGACACGAAAAUGAGGUGUGAAAUUUCUUUCUUCUUGUUCUUUCAAUGUUUGUAAACUUGGUCAUGUUGAUUGGUUUUAGUUUGUAAGGGAAUUCAGUCAUUGUUAGUUGAAUAAUUCGAUUGUCAUUUAUUUCUUCAUUUUUAAAUAAAACCAAUUUGAGAA